GUUGCAGGCAGCUAGUAGCGAGCACGAUCACUGCCGGACAGCGCAAGAUACUGCCGCGACAGAUACCACGGAACUAUAGAAGCUACUAAUGGCUUUCAUGACAAGUGCAUUAAGUAGGAAGCGUGUGGACACUACAUGCUGUUUGCGUUGACUGUGGAGUAAGGAGUUGCCAAUGCCUGAGCACAUGUAAUCAAACUUGGAACCUCGUUCCAGUGACGCGUCACGAGCACCAAGCCAGGACACCCAACCCAGCUGCAUGCCUGUACACCCUGGCUGUAUGACGCCAUCCGCCUCAUCCGCACAACGCACCAACCUCGGCCACCUCUAUCGCUGCGAUUGCAGCACUGGACGUGUAAGCCUGGCCGCGUCACCUUCCGCAGCACAUGGUACCAGGAGCAGCAGGCGGACAACCCAGCCACUGCUCACGCUGCUCCUCAUCAUCGCCCUCUUCGGCUGCUUCGGUCCGGCGCAGCUUCAGUUCCACUCCCUUGGAGCGGAGGCCCUGGUGCUGGGCGGCGGCAGUACGGCACUGGAUGGCAGCGGCAUUAGCAACACAGGCCGUAGUAGCAUCAGCGGCAGUGGCGGCAGCAGCAGUGGCCGCCGUACCAUUAGCAGCAGUGGCAGUCCUGGCGGUGGAAGCAGCAGCGGCAGCACCGCGGGAGGUUACAGUGCGCUCUGUGCGGUGGGCAGGAACGAGAACCGCUACGUGCGGGAGUGGGUGGAUUACCACAAGUGUCUAGGCUUCUCCCGUAUCUACCUCUACGAUCACAACAGCUCGCAGCACAUGUCAAACGAACUAACCGACCACAUCGCCUCAGGCUUCGUGUCGUACCGCAACUUCCAACCCACCGUACACCGGAAAUUCAACGAAUCCGAGGGCUUUACUUCCGACCUCGACCGUUUCAUGACCACCGUACAAGGCCAGGCCUACAAGGACUGUGUACAACAGUACGGCAGCCACCACACUUUCCUGGGUUUCAUCGAUUUGGACGAGUUCCUGGUGUUGUACGACAACAGUGUACGGCACGUGGACGAGCUGUUGCGGCAGUACGAGUCGUACCCUGGGCUGUCCGUGUACUGGGUUCUGCUGGGCAGCAGCGGUCACGUGUCUCGGCCGAAUGGCAGUGUGGUGGAGUCGUACACUCGCUGCACGCCGCAUGGGCACAAGUUCAACACCCAGUUCAAGACCUUUGCCAACACACGCUUCCACCCCACCAUGUACUCCCCCCACCGCGCCGUCUUCGCCGCCCCGCCCGACCCCGCCACCGGUGCCGAGCCCUACAUGGUGGACGAGGACGGUCAACGCAUCGCCCGCGGCCGCAACAGGGCCGCCAAGCACCGCCGGGCAGCCGUCUACCACUACGUCACCAAGUCGCUGGAGGACUACCAGGGCAAGAUGAAGAGAGGAGGAGGAGCGGGCGUUACGCGGCCCAAGUACUACUUUGCCCUCAUGGAUAGGUACAGCAAAGAGACGUGUGCGGGGGCGCUGCAGACGCGCCGCCGCUUCUGCGGGCUGUAGGCAGAUGCGGCCGGGUAGGGGAGGGAGAGGCGAGAAUCCGCAGCGACGGACGGCAGCGAGCAGUCCAUGCCGGCAGCAGCGAGCAGCGCAGAGCCAAAAGCGAGGAAGAGGAGCUUUGUGGUGGUGGUGGCGGUGGCGGCCGAAUAGAUUGCGUCGGACGAAAAGCAGGGUGGUUGUAUUCCUUCACUUAGUAUCAGCAGCAGCAGCCAUAGCGUGUUCGCCUGCUUCCUUGAUCCUUCUGCAUCUCCCUCCUCCUUCCCCCCGGCGUUCCGGAAGCAAUUCCCUGAGCGCAUCACCUCACAGGCACCACCUCCCCA
Molecule: messenger RNA, 1836 nt
Organism: Astrephomene gubernaculifera
Lineage: Eukaryota; Viridiplantae; Chlorophyta; Chlorophyceae; Chlamydomonadales; Astrephomenaceae
Source: the annotation of a GenBank genome assembly